Molecule: messenger RNA, 6676 nt
Organism: Sebastes umbrosus (honeycomb rockfish)
Lineage: Eukaryota; Metazoa; Chordata; Actinopteri; Perciformes; Sebastidae
Exons: 33
Coding region: 31-5940 (1969 amino acids)
Biological process (GO): cell surface receptor signaling pathway
Molecular function (GO): transmembrane signaling receptor activity
Source: RefSeq, a predicted model, not a curated record
ACAGUAACAGUGUCAGUGCUGGAGGUGAAGAUGGGACACACUUUGCUCUGCAUGCUGGGGCUUUUCUCUCUUAAUAUACUCCUCUACUGUGGACACGCUCAAGAUGCUGUGCUGACCAUUGAGCCUAACUGGUCCACUUUAUUUACCGGAGAGUCUGUUACCUUCAUAUGUGACAUGAGGGACAGAAAAGACACCGAUUGGUAUUACACAACCAAGAGGGAUGGUCGUGAAUUUUUUAUCAGAUACAGCUUUAAUAAGAGACAUACAUCACAACCUCUAGAUACAGGCUACAGUGGUGAAUACCAGUGCUUUGGUAAUCUCAAGAAUCAACCAGAUGUUAAAAGAGAAAGUAAUAAAGUCUCUCUAACUGUAUCAGACAAAGAUGUGAUCCUACAAACUCCUGCAUCCACCUUGUUCGAAGGAGAAUCAGUGACUCUUCGCUGUCGGCAUCGUGAUCUGACAACUAGGAAGAAUGCUGCCUUCUACAAAGACGGAUCGCCUAUUGAAAUUGACCCAAACCAUCAGUCACCGAUUAUAUCAAAAAACACAGUUCAACUAAUGUCAGAUGGGAGUUCUUACACGUGUAAAUUUGAUGAGGACGAAGAAUCGGAUCCAAUAAAACUGAAACCAAAACCAAAGGCCCAACUGAGCGCUGACAGGAGAGACAUUCCAGCAGGGGGCAAUGUGACCUUGACCUGUUCUGUGAUACCGUCAUCAUCUGGUUGGAAAUACUUCUGGUACAGAGGCAACAAAACCUCUGAACCCCUGACCACACAAGAUGAUGAUCUCCUCUCAAAUGGACAAAUCCGUGUCCCACAAAGAGGACUCUACUGGUGCAGAGGAGGAAGAGGAGAUCCUGUUUACUACACAGAGUACAGUGAUCCAGUCGUCACUAACAGGGCUGUUGUGACCCCGCAACCCAACUGGCCUGAGAUAUACUCUGGAGAGACGAUCACUCUCACAUGUGUAAUUGAGGAUGGAGGAGACGCUGAGUGGGAGUAUGCAUGGGCAACAUCCAACUCAUACACACCUCAAAAUCCAAGUGAACACAAGAUUAGACCAUCACACAGUGGAGACUACAGCUGUAAGGGCACAAUGAAAAGUGAAAAGUCUUCAACAGAGUGGAGUAAUCCUUUCACAUUGAGAGUAUCUUCCAGUAAACCUCAGCCUGUCCUCACCGUGUCUCCAUUAUGGCUGAGUCCUGGAGACUCAGUAACUCUGAACUGCAAUGUUACAGAUCCAUCUGCAGGAUGGAGGUUCUACUGGUAUAAGGCUGUUCACAAACCAAGAGACAACUCCUACAGUUAUGAGCUGCUACCUGGCAGCACCAAUGGGACUGAACAGGAUUCCUACAUCGUUCAUGGACAGACACACACAGCAGGAUAUGUGUGCAGAGCUGGAAGAGGAGAUCCAGUGUUUCACUCUGACUACAGUGAACCUACGUUUGUCUGGUCUGGAGAUUUUCAUUCAGCAGCAUCUCUCACAGUGAGUCCUGACAGAGCGCAGCACUUUGACAACGAGUCAGUGUCCCUGAGCUGUGAGGGAAACUCCACCAAGUGGAGAGUGAUAAGGUUAUCUGAAUCUGGCUCCCUGGUUCCCUGUACUAUCUUGGGGACAAUGACUGGAUCCACAUGCACCAUAAACCGUUCCUGGAAUAGUGGAGUGUACUGGUGUGAGUCUGAAACAGGACAGUUCAGCAAUGCAGUCAACAUCACUAUAAAGUAUGGAGAUAUUAUCCUGGUGAGCCCUGUCCAUCCUGUAGCUGAGGGACAUCCUGUCACUCUUGGCUGCAAGCUGAAGACAGAAAAGGUUCUUCAUGAUGUGGAUUUCUAUAAAAAUGACAAACUCAUCAAAAAACAUACCAAUGGGGAGCUGAUUAUCUCUGCAGUCUCAAAGUCAGAUGAAGGCUUUUAUAGAUGUGAAGGAAAAGAGUCACCAGAAGAUCGGUGGAGUUGGACAUCAAAAGAGAGUUGGAUGUCAGUUAAAUAUGCUGUGCUGACCAUUGAGCCAAUCUGGUCCACUUUCUUUACCGGAGAGUCUGUUACCUUCAUAUGUGACAUGAGGGACAGAAAAGACACCGAUUGGUCGUACACAUUCAUGAAGGACGGUCAUGGAUUUCUCCGCAACAACUUGGAUAAGAGAUAUACAUUACAAUCUGUAGAUACAAGAGACAGUGGUGAAUACCAGUGCUUUGGUUCUCUCAAGGGUCCAACACCUUUUAGAAAAGAAAGUACUAAAGUCUCUCUAACUGUAUCAGGCAAAGAUGUGAUCCUAGAAACUCCUGCAUCCACCUUGUUUGAAGGAGAAUCAGUGACUCUUCGCUGUCGGCAUCGUGAUCAGACAAAGGAGAAGAAUGCUGCCUUCUACAAAGACGGAUCGCCUAUUGAAAUUGACACAAACCAUCAGUCACCGAUUAUAUCAAAAAACACAGUUCAACUAAUGUCAGAUGGGAGUUCUUACACGUGUAAAUUUGAUGAGGACGAAGAAUCGGAUCCAAUAACACUGAGAAUGGAACAAAAACCAAAGGCCCAACUGAGCGCUGACAGGAGAGACAUUCCAGCAGGGGGCAAUGUGAACUUGACCUGCUCUGUGAGACCGUCAUCAUCUGGUUGGAAAUACUUCUGGUACAGAGGCAACAAAAUCUCUGAACCCCUGACCACACAAGAUGAUGAUCUCCUCUCAAAUGGACAAAUCCGUGUCCCACAAGGAGGACUCUACUGGUGCAGAGGAGGAAGAGGAGAUCCUGUUUACUACACAGAGUACAGUGAUCCAGUCGUCACAAACAGGGCUGUUGUGAUCCCGCAACCCAACUGGGCUGAGAUAUACUCUGGAGAGACGAUCACUUUCACAUGUGAAAUUGAGGAUGGAGGAGACGCUGAGUGGGAGUAUGAAUGGUUAACACCCGACUCAUACAAACCUCAAAAUCCAAGUGAACACAUGAUUAGACCAUCACACAGUGGAGACUACAGGUGUAGGGGCACAAUGAAAAGUGAAAAGUCUUCAACAGAGUGGAGUAAAGGUUUCACAUUGAGAGUACCUUCCAAGAAACCUCAGCCUGUCCUCACUGUGUCUCCAUUAUGGCUGAGUCCUGGAGACUCAGUAACUCUGAACUGCAAUGUUACACAUCCAUCUGCAGGAUGGAGGUUCUACUGGUAUAACGCUGUUCCCAAACCAGUAGACAACACCUACAGCUAUGAGCUGCUACCUGGCAGCAUCAAUGGGACUGAACAGGAUUCCUACAUCGUUCAUGGACAGACACACACAGCAGGAUAUGUGUGCAGAGCUGGAAGAGGAGAUCCAGUGUUUCACUCUGACUACAGUAAACCUAAGUUUGUCUGGUCUGGAGAUUUUCAUUCAGCAGCGUCUCUCACAGUGAGUCCUGACAGAGCGCAGCACUUCGACAACGAGUUAGUGUCACUGAGCUGUGAGGGAAACUCCACCAAGUGGAGAGUGAUGAGGUUAUCUGAAUCUGGCUCUCUGGUAGACUGUACUAUCUUGGAGACAAUGACUGGAUCCACAUGCACCAUAAACCGUUACUGGCAGAGUGGAGUGUACUGGUGUGAGUCUGAAACAGGACAGUUCAGCAAUGCAGUCAACAUCACUAUACCGUACGAUAUUAUCCUGGUGAGCCCUGUCCAUCCUGUAGCUGAGGGACAUCCUGUCACUCUUGGUUGCAGGUUGAAGACAGAAAAGGUUCUUCAUGAUGUGGAUUUCUAUAAAAAUGAAAAACUCAUCAAAAAUCAUACCAAUGGGGAGCUGAUUAUCACUGCAGUCUCAAAGUCAGAUGAAGGCUUUUAUAGAUGUGAAGGUAAAGAGUCACCACCAGGUCGGCGGAGUUGGACGUCAAAAGAGAGUUGGAUGUCAGUUAAACAUUCUAAAGAUGUACCAGCGUCCGGGCCUGAAAAGAGCUCUCCAUUUCCUGUGCUGUUGAUUGUUGGACUGGUUUGUGGAGUUUUACUGAUUAUCCUCCUGCUGCUGUUUCUGUACCGCCACAGAAAGUCAAAAGAUUCAUGCUUUAAGAGGUCUCAGAGCACCAAUCAGGGUCCUGCUACAGACCACAUGAUCAACCAGGAUGAAACUCAAAGCAGAGUAUAUGCUUCUCUUCUCCAUGGUGAUUUGUGUCUCUAUGAAACAAUCCAAGGCGCUGAAGAACCUGGAAAUGGAGAGAAUAAUGAACCAGAGGAGAGCGUUUACUCAAAUGUGACGAUAGGAUCAGCUGCAGUAGAAGCAUUUCUCAGAGGCACAGUAACAGUGUCAGUGCUGGAGGUGAGGAUGGGACACACUUUGCUCUGCGUGCUGGGGCUUUUCUCUCUUAAUAUCCUCCUCCACUGUGGACACGCUCAAGAUGCUGUUCUGACCAUUGAGCCAAACUGGUCCACUUUAUUUACCGGAGAGUCUGUUACCUUCAUAUGUGACAUGAGGGACAGAAAAGACACCGAUUGGUAUUACACAAUCUGGGGCGGUCGUCUGAUAUUUCCCAGCUACAACCCACAUAAGAGAUAUACAUUACAACAUCUAUAUACAGGCUACAGUGGUGAAUACCAGUGCCGUGGUAAUCUCAAGAGUCAAACAGAUUUUAAAAGAGAAAGUGAUAAAGUCUCUCUAACUGUAUCAGAGAAACCUCAGCCUGUCCUCACUGUGUCUCCAUUAUGGCUGAGUCCUGGAGACUCAGUAACUCUGAACUGCAGUGUUAAACAUCCAUCUGCAGGAUGGAGGUUCUACUGGUAUAACGCUGUUCCCAAACCAGUAGACAACACCUACAGUUAUGAGCUGCUACCUGGCAGCACCAGUGGGACUGAACAGGAUUCCUACAUCGUUCAUGGACAGACACACACAGCAGGAUAUGUGUGCAGAGCUGGAAGAGGAGAUCCAGUGUUUCACUCUGAUUACAGUAAACCUAAGUUUGUCUGGUCUGGAGAUUUUCAUUCAGCAGCGUCUCUCACAGUGAGUCCUGACAGAGUGCAGCACUUCGACAACGAGUUAGUGUCACUGAGCUGUGAGGGAGACUCCACCAAGUGGAGAGUGAUGAGGUUAUCUGAAUCUGGCUCUCUGGUAGACUGUACUAUCUUGGAGACAAUGACUGGAUCCACAUGCACCAUAAACCGUUACUGGCAGAGUGGAGUGUACUGGUGUGAGUCUGAAACAGGACAGUUCAGCAAUGCAGUCAACAUCACUAUACAGUAUCUUUUUACAGACGAUAUUAUCCUGGUGAGCCCUGUCCAUCCUGUAGCUGAGGGACAUCCUGUCACUCUUGGCUGCAAGUUGAGGACAGAAAAGGUUCUUCAUGAUGUGGAUUUCUAUAAAAACGACAAACUCUUCAAAAAACAUACCAAUGGGGAGCUGAUUAUCUCUGCAGUCUCAAAGUCAGAUGAAGGCUUUUAUAGAUGUGAAGGAAAAGAGUCACCACCAGGUUCGCGGAAUUGGACGUCACAAGAGAGUUGGAUGUCAGUAAAAUAUGUACCAGCGUCCGGGCCUGAAAAGAGCUCUCCAUUUCCUGUGCUGUUGAUUGUUGGGCUGGUUUGUGGAGUUUUACUGAUUAUUCUCCUGCUGCUGUUUCUGUACCGCUACAGAAAGUCAAAAGAUUCAUGCUUUAAGAGGUCUCACAGCACCAAUCAGGGUCCUGCUACAGACCACAUGAUCAACCAGGAUGAAACCCAAAGCAGAGUAUAUGCUUCUCUUCUCCAUGGUGAUUUGUGUCUCUAUGAAACAAUCCAAGGCGCUGAAGAACCUGGAAAUGGGGAGAAUAAUGAACCAGAGGAGAGCGUUUACGAAAAUGUGACGACAAGAUCAGCUGCAGACAUCUGUAUGAACACAACCAAUGGAAAUAGAUGGCAACAUGAAAAACCACAUCCUUGUUUAAACACCAAUUUGCAGCUUUUGUGUAAUUAUUGUUUGCACUUCUGCUUUCCUAUAGGCCAGUAUUUUGUACAGUUAACCUAGUAGCUGAUCAUUUAAAGGAAGUGCAUCAUAUGGCUUUGAUAUUCUGUUGUCCUUGGUACAAGACUACAGAUUAUUACAUAUAAUAAUUAAAUGUAUUUAGUGUUUAUUUCCUGUAUUUCUUCGUCAGUACAGUAUAAUGUAAUUUUGUUUUUGAAUGCAGGCUGGUUCAAAAAUCAGCAAAAAGAACUUGUUUGAAAUAUUUGAGCUUCAGUACCUUGGUGAUAGUUCAGCUAUAAAAUCAGCAUCUCUUUCAUUUUUGAUGAAAAAGCUUUACACAUUUAUAACAUUUAAUCUGUUAUCAGACAACAUAUCAAGUUUCCGUCUGUCUUUUUUAAAAAUCGUUUGAUUGAUACUGUAUGUAUUUUAGUUUCACCUGGAUGAAUUUAGUAUGUUUUGUUAUGUUUGACCAUUUUAUGGAUCAAUAAACUUCCAGCACAAAGCUGUCAGCAGUGUUUCUAAUUGUCAUUUCUUUCUCUAAAAACAAAUUUUAGAUUAAAUCUAAAAACUUCAACAAUUGUAAAGAGAGAAAUACAAAAUAAAUUGACAAACUACUGAUGCUUUGUGCUCACUGCGACAUUUUUCCUUAAUCUUUACCAUUCAAACAAAGAAAAAUUCACAUGUACUCACAGAAUAACCUCAGCACACUGAGCAAAGUGCGUCCCGUCCAGCACUGACACUCCGACUCUGCUUCUGAGAAACUGUUUCAGCUGGCACGAACGUGAAACUUCUGCACAUG